Molecule: messenger RNA, 1764 nt
Organism: Belonocnema kinseyi
Lineage: Eukaryota; Metazoa; Arthropoda; Insecta; Hymenoptera; Cynipidae
Exons: 3
Coding region: 167-1417 (416 amino acids)
Source: RefSeq, a predicted model, not a curated record
GACUCCUCUGAUUAUUAUCUCAUUUGCCGGCACGGGAUACACGCGCCCUACGGCCCACGCCACGUACAUAUAUCAGAAUCUCGGAACUUUUCUCACUUUUGAAGAAGUUUGUGCAAAAUCUUCUUCUGUGAUUCACGGAACUCUUUUUUCUUUCCUGCCAAAGAGAAUGACUACGACGACCGGAGAUCCUUUGACCUUAAAAACCCCUGCUUCACUUUCCGGUGGUGACCUAGUCUCUCGCCUCUUAGCAGCAACGCCACCCUACCUCUACAAUGUGCCUCUAACUCCACACAGUUUUUUCUUCAGUGAAAUGCUCCGUUCCUUCGUCCAGGCAAAGGCCGAUGCUUCCCCAGUCAGCCCCUUACCUGGAGCACCACGACGCAGAAAACGAUCGUGGAGGGAUGCUCGAGACCGACCUUUAGAAUUAACUACUAAGGAACGAAAUCACCACCACACCCAUCAACACCAGCAACAACCAGAAAAAUACUUCCACACCCAACAAAAUCAACAUCUUCUAGAGACCACCCACACCGAAAAUCGCAACAAAUCCCUCGAAUCAUAUGAUCACGAAGGCAAAAUUCUCCCCGUGAGCCUAGAACAAAAAUCACAAGAUUUCAACAACGAAGUCCUGAGACCCGUUGAUGAAAAUCGCUCCGAAUUCAAACCAGUGAAAAACUACUUUGCAGACCGAAUUCCCAGUCAACAGGAAUCUAUUUCCUCUGCCGAAUUGCAGAAGGUCAAACCAGAAGAAUCCGGAGAGAGGAAAGGCUGUACUUAUAGUAAUAAGAAUAGCUUCGAAGAGUGUUCUAAAGUCAAUAAAGAGCUCUCUUUUUUCAAUGAGCAGAAAAACAAGUUGGAAUUCAGUACAAGGAAUUUUGUACCAGCAUUGCCUGGAAGAGGUGAUGAACUACAGGCGGUGAAGGGUUUUGGAUUACCUUCUGGAAAUGUUGGUAAUGUUCCAAAUCCAGAAUUUUUGCCAAAUCCUCUUUGGUAUCCACCUUAUCCGAUGCCUCAAUCUUAUCCUGGUAUUGAUCCGCUACAUUUUUUUAUUGACCUUCGUGUGUCUGGACAUAUUUGGGAUCGGAAGUUGAGUGAGAGGCAAUUGCCGUUCAAAAGCAAGCACAGCUCUGCUUUUAGUGUGCCUCAAGCGAAGGAAUACAAUCGGCCAUUGAAUUUGACGAGGGAUGAAGCUUCGGCGUCCAGAUCGAAUGAGGAGAAUCAUCGUGGAACGCAUUAUAUUCUGAAACAUAUCACGAGGACCUAUAAAGACAUCCGAGAAGCGGAGAAAGAAUUGAAGACCGAGAUCACUGAUGUGGGGUCUGACGAAAGUCAGAAAUGUUCAGAAGUUGGACCUGAAAUUGAAACGGAAGGUGUUUUGAUUGCAAAAAAAAACCGCUUCACUGGAAGAAGAAACUGACGAAUUAGAAGAAAUAUCUCAAGCGGAAUUUGCAUGCGCAGUGUGUGGAAAAAAUGCACUUUUGAUCAUUCGUGCGAAGUAUGUGGUCUGCUUGUUUAUUUUAUUUGUGGAAUUGCGACGGCAGAAAUGAAUGUAGGCAAUGUGCGCAUACCAGAUGUUGAUAAAGGACGUUAUGACCCAAGAAAUAUUCUAGCAUGUGUCAUGAACGUAGAAGAUAGGGUGUAUACGUUAGGUACAGAAGAAGGAAUAUUUAACCAAAAAUAUGUUAGGAGCGAAUUUUCCACUCUCAAUGACCAUGGGUAAGACUGGGAUAAUGGUCAAAUUUUGCAUAGUGAAAGUAAUGAGAG